Penicilliopsis zonata CBS 506.65 is the source of this 2067-nucleotide messenger RNA. RefSeq lists its product as hypothetical. Gene Ontology annotation, biological process: transmembrane transport. Bases 464 to 1951 code for a protein of 495 amino acids. Gene Ontology annotation, molecular function: transmembrane transporter activity. The transcript is spliced from 2 exons. The record is from RefSeq and is a predicted model, not a curated record. Lineage: Eukaryota; Fungi; Ascomycota; Eurotiomycetes; Eurotiales; Aspergillaceae.
UAAUGGUAGGAAUCACCACUGCAACCUUCAGCUCUUCAUUCUAUUCUAUCCUUUACUAGUAACCACACAACAGUUAGUUACAACUUACUCCGUAUGGGGUAUGUACUAGUACAUAGUAACUACUUCUCCAUGUUUCCUGGUAAAAUCUCCGAUCUCCACUCCUGUUCGGCACAAUAACCGAGUCAUCGUUUCUAUGAAAUAUUGCCACUAGUGAGCUUGCGAGGAUUUCAACCAGGAUUAUGGAUGUACGGAGGAGCAAUCCUACAUAUUAUCCCUGAUUCCCCUCUCUCGCCCCCACGUGGAAACGAGAUCCUGGCCCAAUACGAAUACCAUGUCUUCGGCUGGGAGGGGAGCCAUGCAGGUCAUUGUCGAUAGGCCGGCAAACUUCUCCUGAGCUUUAAUUGAUUCUUUUUCACUGCCUCUGAUCGCUUGCUUACUCUGUUUUUCUUUUGCUCCUAGGACGAUGGACAACCUAGAGACUGAAAGAAGCAUCCUCUCGGACAACGAAAUCUACAGGCGGGAAUCACAGCCAGAUCGCACAACCGAGAAGAUUCCACAAGAGAAUCUAGUUGAAGAUGAGAAGCCUGACCUUGACGUCCCCCCUGAUGGCGGCUAUGGCUGGGUGUGUGUAGUCUGUGUCUUCUGGAUCAAUGCUCAUUCCUGGGGGAUUAAUAGUACUUAUGGCGUUUUUCUAUCAUAUUACCUCUCCCAUAAUGUCUUUCCCGAUACCUCGGAGCUCACGUAUGCCUUCACCGGCGGCCUGAGUAUCUCAUGUGCCCUUCUGAUGGCACCGAUCGCCACUUAUAUGAUCCGUACCUGGGGGACUCGUGUUGUUCUCAACCUCGGCGUUUUUUUCCAAACCCUGUCCUUGAUCAGCUCCUCGUUCGCGACUCAGAAAUGGCACAUCAUUCUCAGCCAGGGAGUCUGCUUCGGUUGUGGCAUGGGCUUUCUCUUCGUCGGGACGAUAGGUGUAAUCCCGCAGUGGUUUGUGAGACGCAGGGGCUUUGCGAUGGGGAUCACGGCCGGGGGGUCUGGGCUAGGAGGCCUAGUUUAUUCGCUGGCCGUGGGCGCUCUCCUCUCGAGGUUUGGGAUCGGCUGGGCCUUUCGCGUCCUGGCGAUCUGUUCCUUUGUUGUGAACCUGAUUUGCGCGAACUUGAUCAAGGACCGCAACAAAGCUGUGGGAAGCCGAUUUCGAUCCUUCCAUCUACCACUCUUCAAACGCCCUGAAUUUGUCCUUUAUCUCGCCUGGGGCUUCUUGAGCAUGCUUGGCUACGUGGCUCUGUUGUUCAGCGUGGCGGAUUAUGCCCUGUCUAUCGGACUGUCUUCCCACCAGGCCAGUGUCGUCAGUGCGCUGUUGAAUCUCGGACAAGGCCUCGGUCGUCCAUUUGUGGGCAUCUUCAGCGAUAAAAUCGGCCGCAUCAACGUUGCCACCUUGCUCACCUUUCUCUGCGGCCUGUUCUGCCUCGUCAUCUGGAUCUUUGCCCGAACUAUGGGCGUCGUCUGCUUUUUCGCCGUCCUGGUCGGCACCGUCUCAGGAACCUUCUGGGCCACUGUCGCCCCCGUCCUGGCCGAGAUCAUCGGCUUGAGAGAGCUUCCCAGCGGACUCAGUAUCUCCUGGAUGGUUCUCAUCCCCCCAACUACCGUGUCAGAGGCCAUUGCCCUCAUGCUACGUACCAAUUCGUCCAAAGACCACGCUUAUCUACGAGUACAAAUCUUCGCUGGCUUCAUGUACAUCGGCGCUGCUUGCUGCUUGUGGAUUGUCCGUGGCUGGAAACUGGGCGAGCUUGCACAUGCAGAACAGCAAAGCCUCGGUGCUGAGGGAACCUCGCAGGGCCCGACCUGCCCUCGGAACGAGAUGGAAAACCAGCCCAAUCACCAGGGAGAUUCGAUGAGCGGGCUAUGGUCCCCGGCUUCUGUGAUUUGUAAGAUGGUAGCAUUAAAGCGAGUUUGAAAACUUAUGUGUUCUUGAACAUAUUUCAGCCGUAAAACAAAAAUAUAGACUUGGAUCGUUACAAACAUUCAGCUCAAAGUCUAUAGGUAUCAUACAUAGACAAUACAAUAUCCUGU